This is a messenger RNA of Cucumis melo (muskmelon), 1443 nucleotides long. RefSeq lists its product as uncharacterized. The coding region runs from base 200 to 1303 and encodes 367 amino acids. The record is from RefSeq and is a predicted model, not a curated record. NCBI's taxonomy places the organism in Eukaryota, Viridiplantae, Streptophyta, Magnoliopsida, Cucurbitales, Cucurbitaceae. The transcript is spliced from 2 exons.
UGGCUUUCAAUCAAUUUUCUCAGUCAAUAUUUUUCCACUCUCUCUCUUUUCAACUUUCCUCUCUCUUUCCUCUCUUUCUUUCUCUCUUCUUCUUUUUCAACCUCCCUCCGCCAUUGUUAUAAAUCCUUCUAUUCUUCCCUUUUCUCCACCUAACCCUAAACCACUUCCAUAGCGGAGAUUCCUCAUAUCCCCGUUCUCAAUGGAAGUGGCGGUUCCGGUCUCUCCUGUCGACUUCAACUUCGACAGCGCUUGCUCUUCUCCUUACAUGACCGCUCCUUCCAGUCCUCAGCGCUUCGGCAACUUCUUCUUCUCCAGCGCUCCUACUUCUCCUUCACACGCCGCUGCAUUCUACUACGACUUCAACGACUUUGAUUCUGCCUAUGUCGACGGAAGGACUUCUUCCGCCUCCGAAAUUCCUUUCCUCUGGGAGGACUUGCCUGGAAUUGUGAAAUCUGGAGGCGAUGCUUCUAGUAGUGUUGCUGAUGACGAUUUUCAAUUCGAUUUCAGUGGACAGUUGGAACGGACUUCUUUGUCGGCUGAUGAGCUUUUCGAUUGCGGUAAAAUCAGGGCUCUAAAACCUCCGCCGUCUAAUCGAGUAACUGAUUCCAUCUCCUCAUCCCCAGCAUCCUCGAGAACUGCUCAGGGAAAGAGAAUAGCUCAGGAAGCGCUGUCUCCUCGUCACCACCGCCGGAGAGAUACCGAUUCAUUGGAAGAGGCUCUCAAAGCAACGACACAAAGAAACGGCGACGGAAAGCGAGGGAGAGAAAGAACGAACAUGUCCUCCUCCUCCUCACGGUCGUCUUCAUCCAUAAAACGCAGCGGAAGCCGAUCGUUAUCUCCACUACGAGUCUCCGACAUCAUACUGGAUCCGGAUCAAGAAAUUGGAACAAAAUCCAUGGUUCCUUCCACCACAAGCAACAACGAGAAACAACACUCAAUUUCAUCAUCGGCAUCAUUUCUGUCGGCAUUCUCAUUCUCCAGAGGACAGAGAAGGUGGAGAAUCAGAGACCUGUUACUUUUCCGAAGUGCAUCAGAAGGACGAGCGACGGAUAAGAAGGUAGUGGAGGAGAUGAAGAACUCAAGCUUCCGAUCAAUAGAAAGCUUGAGCUCCGUGUCGAGUUCGAGAAGGAGAGGAGCAAUUUCGGCUCAUGAAUUGCAUUACAAAACAAACAGAGCAGUUUCAGAGGAAUUGAGGAAGAAGACGAGUUUGCCUUACAAACAUGGACUCUUGGGCUGCUUAGGCUUCAAUUCUACUAUGCAACGAAGUUUCUCAAGAAGCUUUGGCUCUCUCGCACGUGCAUGAUCGUAAUAUUUUCUUUCUUCCCUUUCUCAAAAACAAAAUAUUAAUUUCAUUCAAUGUUGUAUUCUAUUUUGAUGCAGAUACAAUUUUCGUAAGUUGUAUAUUUUCCCACCCAAUCAAUUAAUUACAACUUCCAAUCCUUA